UUGCGAUCGCUGUGCACAGUGGCUAUAUAUUUUUCUUUGUUUUUAUUAUUGUGAUAAUUUAUUUUUACAUCAUGAAAAAGGGGUACAAAGUGACAGACGUGAAAAGGGAGAAAAAGAUUGGAGUUGCUGCAGAAAACUUGAAAGAGUUAAUUGAGAAAUCAUGUCAAAAACUAAGUUUCAAUGUCGGCUGCGCGGAGUGUCGCCUUUUUGUUGCCGAGGACGGGACCCAGGUGGACGACGACGAUUAUCUUGCCACCCUACCUCCUCAGACUUUAUUCAUUUUAUUGACAAAGAAACAAAAAAUGGUAACUGAUUUUGACUUCUACUACAAUUUAAUAAGGACAUCAAAAAAGGAUUAUAUUGACACUGGUGUUGCCGCUAAAGAAUUUCUCAACACCAAUAUCAGGGAUAAAUUUAAAGUUUUCCAGAAAUAUAUUGCAGCGGCUGAUGAUGCUAAAACCUUGCUUAGCGAUAGAACUGAAGAUCCAAAUUGGUUUGAAGGAUUAGAAUUAUCUGAGAAGACGAAAGAGCAAUCAAUGUGCAAACGAGCCAAAGAGAGAAUGAGAGGCUAUUACUACAAAACGAAAACUGCAUUAAAAUCAUCCGACUUAUACGUACAAUCUAAAAAUGGACGCGGUAAGCAACUCAUUGAUCACUUCCUCAUAGAGCUACAAAAGAAACUUGAAUCAAACAAUUACAAUGGGAGUUAUUUUAAUAGAAAAGAUAAUAGUAACUUUCGUUUGUGCUCCGAUAGUGGUUUAUUUCAAUGUGGAGGUUUAUGGAACAUUGAUAAAUGCAGUUAUAACGGUGAACACGUUAUCAACCCGUAUCGCAGCCGCGAAGAGAGAAUUAUCUUUCAAACAUGGAACCUUGAUCAUAAAAUUGAACUAUCCCGUACAAUAAUACCGAGUAUUUUCAAAGCUUUCGAAGCAUUACAAUUAGGUAACUGUUUUUGUAUAAGCUGUGAAGAAAAUCACAGCGAUGGCAACAUUGAUACAGAUAGGUAUUAUCUGCAAAUUUUUACGCGGGAAAAUUUAAAAUUGGUUCACAUUGUGUGCCAUUACAAGGGAAGACAUGAUGCCACAUCUGAUGUCUAUACAGUUUGCGAAGCUUGUUCGAAGCAAAGAUUUUAGUUUGGUUAAUAUUUGACUGUCAUUGUGUUAAAAUUCUUGUAUUUAUAUAGAUAGAUAUAUUUUCAAUUUUACUAUUACUAUUUUAAAACCUGUGAUAUUAAUUACUUUUAAGUUGUAACUUUUAUCUUAUUUAUUAUUAUUUAAAUUUAUUAAUAGAUUGAAUGAAAAGUUAUGUCAUUAUAUCAACGUUAAGAGCUUAGUAUAAAACGGUAAUGGAACUUAACAGCACAGAAUCAUCCAAAAGAAUUAUCUUAUGCACAUAGCGUGUUACGAAUUAAGAAAAAAAUUGUGUUGUACAAAAAAUGUAUUAAGAAAAUUGAGACACAAACAUUCGAAAAUGAAAAACUAAGAAACUAUAAGACUAUAAAAGCAUUGAAGAAAGUAGUCAUACAAAUGUUUAAGAAUAUUUGUAAUAUUCUGUAACUAGUUUUAUAUUCCCUAAUUACAAUUCCUAUCCCCUUAGUAUAGUACAAUAUUAAGAUAUAGUAAACAAUUGUUUGUAAACUAAAUGGCGUCGCCACUGUCGCUUCAGUGUUGCCUUUUAAAUGAUCACAAAACAUUUCGAACUCAACUUUUAUUUAAAGAAAAAAAAAGUUAGUGAUUUAUUUGAACUCUUCUCUUGUGCCAAAUAUUGUGGAUAUGUUUUAAGUAAAGGUACUUAAGUUUAAGUCACGCAAGUUCUACGUUACAUUAGUAAGGUUAUAAAUCAAUUAUGGUCACUUAGAUCUAGAAAUAAAUUUUAGAUAUUAAAUAGUAAUUUGCAUUUAUCUAAGUCUUAAAAUAAAUUUAUUUUUAUAAUAUGUUGAAAAUGAUAUUCCUACUUAAAGUUUAAUAUUGGUUUGUAUUUUAAAAAUUUGUUAAAUAAUCAAAGAAUAUUAACGUGUUUUGAAUUUUACUAUAACUAAAAUAAGCUACAGGGUUAUAGAUAGCCACAUAUAAAAUAAUUUAUUUUUAACACCUUAGGUUGUUUAUACCAUACACCAGUGUUUCUCAACCUUUUUUUGUUGCGGCGCAUAUUUAGCAAUUUCAAAAUUUGACGGCACAAAGAAAAAGAUAAAAAUUAUUUACUUACUACAACGCACUGUAUAAAUAGUUUAUGACAAAAUUUGGCUGCAAAAAAAGUGGUUGAGAAUCUCUGCCAUAGACAAAAAACUAUAUUUUUUACCAUACCAUUUACCCAAACACUAUCUACUUAUUGCCACGUUCUUUUAAAAAUACGUAACCCAUUUUGUUUCAAAUUUGUUUUCAUAUUUUAUUUCAAAUUAUACUUUUUUAUCAAUCACUAUACAUACAGUAAUGUUGUAUCUAACAUAUUUCUAUAGUUUGUUUUAUUAGUUAUUAUUUUAUUUUAUGUAAAGAACUGUACUUCAAAUGAACUUGAGGAAUCAUAUUAGCCUCAUUAUUUUUCUAUGAAUUCUAUUUUUCUAACUUUACUGUAAGGUUGAAUACUUAAAUGUAAAACUAUAUAUUAGAGGUAACAUUAGUUAAUAAAUAAUCAGCAAUAUUAUGUAGAAACGUUAUUGUGAUAUCAUACAUAUGUUUAAAAGUGUUCUUUGUGUAUAUUUUAAAACAUAAAGGCUGGUUAGGUUGUGAGUAUAAAUGUGUUUCAUCAUAUUUGAAAAAUACAAUCAAAUAACAAACCAACAUACAGAUUAUUGAAUGUUAAUUUGUCUUUAGUUACUUCUGACGCACUUAAAAAAGUGGCCUAUAAUAUAUUGUGUAUGUCAGCGACCUCAGUGAAAGCCUAGUCUAUAUCAGCUGUUUAGGAGGUUGCCCGUAAGAAGCGCGGCUUGUUGACAAACGGACAAUUUUCUUUAUAAAAUGCUAUUUUCAUUAUGAGCAACGCAUUAUCUUCCCGAAAUCUGGUAUGUUUCUUUUGACAA
Papilio polytes (common Mormon) is the source of this 3016-nucleotide messenger RNA. RefSeq names its product DNA fragmentation factor subunit beta (gene Drep4). Gene Ontology annotation, molecular function: DNA endonuclease activity. Gene Ontology annotation, cellular component: cytoplasm; nucleus. The transcript has 4 exons. The coding region runs from base 72 to 1133 and encodes 353 amino acids. The record is from RefSeq and is a predicted model, not a curated record. Gene Ontology annotation, biological process: apoptotic process; apoptotic DNA fragmentation. Lineage: Eukaryota; Metazoa; Arthropoda; Insecta; Lepidoptera; Papilionidae.